Thalassophryne amazonica is the source of this 2377-nucleotide messenger RNA. RefSeq lists its product as uncharacterized. NCBI's taxonomy places the organism in Eukaryota, Metazoa, Chordata, Actinopteri, Batrachoidiformes, Batrachoididae. Gene Ontology annotation, molecular function: nucleic acid binding. Bases 1554 to 2309 code for a protein of 251 amino acids. The transcript is spliced from 2 exons. The record is from RefSeq and is a predicted model, not a curated record.
GCUUAGUGACAUAGUCGAUUCUGAUUGGCUGACAGGGCCAUAAAUCAGUUUUGAACAUAAGGUCUCUCAGUAUUCUCUCUCCUAUCAUUUGGUUCGGAUCCCGACCGGCCAUUAUGAAUACUUGGUUAUGCCCUUUGGGCUUACUAAUGCACCUGCUGUGUUUCAAGGGUUGGUUAAUGAUGUACUGAGGGACUUCCUAGAUAAAUUUGUUUUUGUUUAUUUGGAUGACAUUCUGAUCUUCUCCCCUGAUGAAGAGACACAUAAGCGACAUGUCCGGACUGUUUUGCAAUGUCUGUUAGAGAACCAGCUAUACGUCAAGGCGGAAAAAUGUGAGUUCCACAAACCCACUGUGUCUUUCCUGGGGUUUGUAAUAUCUGAGGGGGAGAUUCGGAUGGAUCCAACCAAAACGGCAGCUGUAGCGGAAUGGGAAACUCCUCGCAAUCACAAGAGGUCCAAUUGUUUCUAGGCUUUGUCAACUUUUAUCGAAAGUUCAUACGAAAUUUUAGUACUGUGGCUGCUCCCUUACGCAAUCUUACCUCCAUUCACCAGGUGUUUGUCUGGUCUCGUGAGUGUGAGGAAGCAUUCCGGGAGCUAAAGAAAAGGUUUACGACUGCCCCUGUGCUGCUCCUUCCUGACCCCUGCCGGCAGUUUGUGGUCGAAGUAGAUGCCUCGGACAUUGGGGUGGGGGCGGUACUUUCACAAGUUUAGUUCCUCUGAUAAUAAGAUGCAUUCCUGUCCAAAAAGCUAUCUCCCACCGAGCGCAACUACGACAUAGGUGACCGUGAGCUGUUGGCCGUUAAGGUGGCCUUGGAGGAGUGGCGUCACUGGCUAGAGGGGGCUCAGUUACCAUUUCUCGUUCUGACCACAAGAACCUGGAAUACUUACGCACGGCCAAAAGACUUAAUGCCAGACAAGCUCGAUGGUCACUGUUCUUCAGCCGUUUCAAUUUCACACUCUCCUACUGACCGGGAUCUGAGAAUGGCAAGCCGGACUCUCUGUCACGCCGGUUCGAGUCCGGGGACCACACCUCUGAACCACAAACUGUACUUCCCUUAGCGUGCUUUGUUUCUGCCCUCACAUGGGGAAUAGAGGAUAAGGUCAAGGCAGUUUCGGAAGAAGAGCCUGUGCCUCAAGGGUGCCCGGAGGGGUUACUGUUUGUGCCACAGACAAUCCAAGGUGAGGUCAUUCGCUGGGCUCAUGAUAGUCAGUUUACGUGCCACCCAGGCAUUAGAAAGACUAAGUGGGUGAUGCGUCAAUGCUUUUGGCGGCCCAGUAUGGACCGAGAUGUGACUAUGUUAACGCCUGCCAUAUUUGCACUGCCCAAAAAUCAUCCAAUCAAAGACCAUCCGGCGAGUUACUUCCUCUCUGUCCCCAAACGUCCAUGGUCACAUAUAGCCAUAGACUUUGUCACCGGUCUUCCAGUUUCGCAAGGUCACACCGUGAUUCUUAGUUAUUGACCGGUUUUCCAAGAUGUCAUUUUUUUUUGCCUCUCCCUAAACUCCCCACAGCCAAGAGGACUGCUGAGAUUCUGCUUCAGAACGUGUUUAAGCUGCAUGGAUCGGCGGAUGCAUACAUCCGGGUAUCAUCCACAGGCCAAUGGCCAGGUCGAACGUGCUAAUCAAGAACUGGAGAAGGGACUUCGCAUUCUAGCAUCCCACAGUCCAUCAAACUGGGCUGCACAACUUCAUUGGGUGGAAUUGGCCCAUAACCAACUUCUGACCUCUGCCACCGCUCUCAUCCAGCACUGCAGGAGGAUCUGGGUCCGGGCUCGGCGAACCUUGCUCAAGACCUCCUCCUCAUACAAGGCAGCAGCGGACCGCCAUCGUUCUCCCGCGCCUCCCUAUGUGCCCGGCCAGCAGGUUUGGUUGUCGACCCGGGAUCUGCCGCUUCGGGGGACAGUUCGCAAGCUCGCACCCAGGUUUGUGGGUCCCUUUCCCAUCACCAGGGUGAUCAACCCUGUGUCUGUUCAUCUGCGUCUUCCUGGGGCAUUGCGGGUCCAUCCUACGUUCCACGUGAGUCGGGUGAAACCUGUGAGGACUAGUCCUUUGUGCCCUCCGGCUGGUCCCCCGCCGCCCUCCCGGUUCGUGGGUGGCAGUCCCGCCUUCUCUGUCCGCCGUCUCCUGGCUGCUCGUUGUCGGGGCUGGGGCAUGCAGUACUUGGUGGAUUGGGAGGGCUACGGUCCUGAGGAGCGUUCCUGGGUGCCGUCCCGCUUCAUCCUGGAUCCGGCUCUCGUCCGCGACUUUCAUGCCUCGCUUUCGGGGGUUCCUGGGCCGUCCGGUGCCGGCCGUGGGGCGGGGGUGAUGUCAUGAUUGGGUCUGUGGGGGCGGGAUUGUUUAUUGCUUUGGGUUUGCAUUUAGUUUUGCACUGGGGUUUUGGU